AUGCUGGAGCGAGGCAAAGCGAACCAUAUCCUGCAGAGCAAAUCCCCAUAUGUCGAGCAGUUUCUUACCCAUGAAAUCAGUUGCGGACGAGGCCAAAGAUAUCUGGAUCUGCUUUGGCGGUUCUAUGAAAAAGCUGGUCACUACGACAAGGCUGCUACCCUGCUGAGUCGGCUUGCUGACAAUGAAAACGAAGAAAUAUCACUUUCCCAACGAUUUGCAUACCUAUCUCAUGCGAUCAUUUGCGCUCAAGCUGGCAGUGAUCCAAAAACGAAAGCCAUGAUCCAAGAAUUACGGGAUAAGGUCGAAGUCGCACAUAUACAGAUGGCUAUAAAGUUU
Cylicostephanus goldi is the source of this 336-nucleotide messenger RNA. The record is from the annotation of a GenBank genome assembly. NCBI's taxonomy places the organism in Eukaryota, Metazoa, Nematoda, Chromadorea, Rhabditida, Strongylidae.